CCGAGCUGCAAAAACAGCACGAGGACAUGAAGGCCCACGAGAUGAUCGUGGCCUUGCGGCAGCUAUACCAGGGGCAAUCCAGGCAUGAACGUUUUCUCGUGAGUAAGGCUCUCUUUAGUUGCAAGCUCUCUUCAGGGAACCCGGUCGGUCCGCACGUUCUCAAAAUGAUUGGUUACAUAACCAAUCUGGAGAAACUCAGGUUCUCCUUGCAGAAGGAGUUGGCAACGGACCUGAUCCUGCAGUCGCUCCCUGAGCUGUAUAAGGGUUUUGUCAUGAACUACAUGAUGCAUGAUCUUGACAAACCCCUUCCGGAGCUUCUUAAAAUGCUCCAGACUGCAGAGGAGAACCUUACUAAGGGCAAGGGUUCUUCCGUCCUUAUGGUCCAAGGCAGAAAGGGGAAGCCGAAGAAGGGGAUUAAGAUUAAGGCUAGGACGGUCGGAAAGCCUAAAUCGAAGUCCACUUCAUCUGCAACCCAGAAACCCAUAGAAGGAGUUGCAAAGGGCAAAUGUCAUCAUUGUGGUAAGGCAGGCCACUGGAGAAGAAACUGCAAGACAUACCUCGCAGCCAAGAAGAAGGAAGGUACGACCAUUUCUUCUGAGGUGUAUGUUAUAGAAGUUAACAUGUCUAUAUCUUCAUCAUGGGUACUAGAUACUGGAUGUGGGUCUCAUAUCUGUACUACCAUGCAGGGACUGAAGCAGAGUAGACGAUUAGCUCGAGGCGAGAUUGAACUCCGAGUCGGCAAUGGUGCACCUGUUGCAGCUUUGGCAAUCGGAGCUUAUAGUUUAGUCUUGCCUAGUGGUCUAAUGUUGGAAUUAAACGAUUGCUUGUACGUUCCUGCAAUUAGCAGAAACAUUAUUUCUGUUUCAUGUCUUGAUAAGAAUGGUUUCAUCAUUUCUAUUAAAGACAAGUCCCUUUCCGUUUACAGAAAAAAUGUUUUCUAUGCUAAUGCCAACAUGACCAAUGGGUUAUAUGUCCUUGACUUGGACAUGCCUGUCUAUAACAUAUCAGCCAAGAGGAACAAACCGAACGGUUUGAACCAAACAUACCUAUGGCAUUGUAG
This is a messenger RNA of Cuscuta campestris, 1060 nucleotides long. The record is from the annotation of a GenBank genome assembly. Lineage: Eukaryota; Viridiplantae; Streptophyta; Magnoliopsida; Solanales; Convolvulaceae.